AUGUCUAGUUCUGCCUGGCCGAGACCUAGUGGUACUAAGCAUAUCCUCCUCCUUGCCACCGGAUGCCCUGCAGAUGCCGGUCCCACCAAGGAAAGGCUAGCUCGCGAUCUCGCUAUCCAGGCCCCCUUCAGCGUCCUGGGGGAAGAUGCGGAGGUCCACGCGCUGCAAAAUGGCUUUAAGGACUACCAUGACGCGACAAAGAUUUGGGGGCCGCAUUUCGCCAGAUUGCAGGUAUUACGGAGAUGGUAUGACCCGUGUGCAAGAUCCAAGGGGGCUAUUGGGGUGCAGAAUGACUCAGAUUGGGGGUGCUAUCCCCGUAACAUGUGGUCAUCCAUAAUCUCGAGGAGCUGA
Molecule: messenger RNA, 351 nt
Organism: Aspergillus uvarum CBS 121591
Lineage: Eukaryota; Fungi; Ascomycota; Eurotiomycetes; Eurotiales; Aspergillaceae
Exons: 2
Coding region: 1-351 (116 amino acids)
Source: RefSeq, a predicted model, not a curated record